Tribolium castaneum (red flour beetle) is the source of this 3740-nucleotide messenger RNA. Its product is annotated as EH domain-binding protein 1. Gene Ontology annotation, cellular component: microtubule organizing center; filamentous actin. The coding region runs from base 178 to 3033 and encodes 951 amino acids. Gene Ontology annotation, molecular function: protein binding. Lineage: Eukaryota; Metazoa; Arthropoda; Insecta; Coleoptera; Tenebrionidae. The record is from RefSeq and is a predicted model, not a curated record. Gene Ontology annotation, biological process: actin cytoskeleton organization. The transcript is spliced from 16 exons.
GAGCCCAAAACUGUCAAUACAGUGAAAUGACAAGAGAAAAAUAAAUUGAUAAUUUACAUCUUUUCGCUCUGUUUAUCUUAUAAGGAAAUUAGGGGCAUAUUUUGCAACUUUUCCAUUUUCUCCAAUUAAUUUCACCAUGAACUGCUAGUGGAGUAGACUUGAAGUGAGGGUUCCAGCAUGGGCUCUGUCUGGAAACGGCUCCAGAGAGUGAAUAAACGUGCGGCAAAGUUUCAGUUCACGGUGUCAUAUCAUCAGCUUGCAGUAGAAUUCACCUCAAAAUGGCAACCCCACAAACUUUCCUUAGUAUGGUCACGUAGGUCUAGAAGGGUGGCUUCCGCCCCAAUGGCUUGGGAGCCAACUCUUCAGAAUGCUUACAAGGGAUUAGUGGUUUGGCCGGUUCCAGAAAAUCAUCAAGUAGCUAUUACUUUAUUUAGAGACCCGAGAACUUCAGAAUUAGAAGACAAGGAAUGGUCAUUUAUUAUAGAAGAUGUCCCAACGACCGGAAAAAGACGCCAACUUGCCGUUGCACAUGUCAAUAUGCGAAAGUAUGCCAGCAUCGAAUCAACUCACUCAGAAUUACAAAUAUCGUUUAAGACUACAACAAAGAAAAUUACUUCCGCCAAACUUGACUGCACUCUAUCGUGUGUCCUUUUACGCGAAGGAAAAGCGACAGAUGAAGACAUGCAAUCGAUGGCGUCUCUAAUGUCUGUAAAUAAUAACAGCGACGAUAUUGCCGCGUUAGAGGAUGUAGAAGACGACGAUUUCUCUCUAUGUCAGAACGACAACUCGGUCAAAAGCAGCAUUAACGAAGUGACCCAACAUUUACAACAAAUGACCAACAGCUUGUCGGGCUCCGACUUUGCCAGUACGCCAAUUAGCGUUGCAAGUAUUCAGUCGUUUUCACGAGACGAUAAAACUCCAACAGCUGAGAAUUUUUCACCGAUUGGGGAAAAACCCAAAGCUACGACUGUUCCACCACCUAGAUUUAGCGACUUUGCUGAGGAUGAUGUCGAUCCGUAUUCGGAACAAUGCACCGAACUGUUAGAUAAAUUAGACGCCUUGGAGGAAGACGAAGAGAGUGUGCCUAGACCUAAGAGUGUAAAUUUGAAGUUAAAACCUUUGGAACUGAAGGAACAUAUUGACCUGCCAAAGAACCAACCCCAAAAAUUGACGACUCCAGGGCAAGAUUUAUUAGAGUGGUGUAAGGAAAUGACGAAAAAUUAUCUCGGAGUUAAGGUAACGAAUUUAACGACGAGCUGGAGGAACGGAAUGGCCUUUUGUGCCGUCAUACAUCAUUUUGAACCGAGCUUAAUUGACUUCAAUUCUCUUUCACCUCACGAUGUGAAAGGAAAUUGUAAGAUAGCGUUUGACGCCGGUGAUAAGUUGGGUAUUCCGAGGGUGAUUGAACCGACAGAUAUGCACAUGUUGGCGGUGCCUGAUAAGUUGGCAGUAAUGACUUACUUGCACCAACUGAGGGCACACUUUACGGGUCACCAGUUAGAAGUACAACAAAUCGGUAAAACUUCCGAGGAAAGCAAUUAUGUCAUUGGAAAAUUCAAUACUGAUAAAGACACAGAUAUUACGAAGCAAGUCUUCGGCCAAGAGAUUAUAAAUUUAAGGAAAGCUAAGCAGAAUCAACAGUUGAAUAAAUCGCAAGAUUCGAAAAAAGAGAAAGAGUUAAACCAAACCAAUAAGGAAAUUAGCCAAAAUCAAGACAUGAAAAUUGCCGCUUCAAAACUACAACUUCCAUUAAAAAUCACCAAUGAACCGGCUGAAAGUCCGAAAGAGCCCAAAGAAAAGUCCCCGACUGUUGUGAAAGACAUGAAAGACAUUAUCUUGUUAGGUUCUAAAAGCAUAAUGAGUAAAGUAAUGUCUUCGCCUUCAAAAGACAAAAUUCAGGCUAAGAAAACAGAAGUGAAGAAACCGAUUCUGAUGACACGAAGGGAGCUCACGGAUCCGUUCGGGUCCGAUGAUGAGGAAGAAGUUACUGAUAAUAAAGUCAUCAAUAAUAAAGUACCUGAAGCUGAUGAGAUGAACGGUUCUGGUGAUCAUAAAGUCAAGGAUAAUCAAAACGAUGUGUUCUCGGAUCUUCCCAAACCGAAUGCGGUUUGGCUUGCAAUUAAAAUGUUUUUGACGCGUGUGCAGCAAAUACUUAUGCGACAUUCAGAGCAAAGAGAACGUGCCAGGCAGUUGCUUGAACAGACCAGAAAAGACGCUUCCAUCACCACUUCCCCCACUAGGUCUGAAGAAGAAAGACAAGCGCAACUGCGUGAACGUGCGAGAAAAAUACUCGCAGAAGCUCGGAGAGGGUCCACCCCACAAACUGAGAUUAUUCGACUGAGUCCAGACUCGGUCAAAAACUUUUUAGAAAAUGACGAGAAAAGUUUCCUCGAAGGGAAUGCGAAUUUUGAACGACAAAAUAGCACCGGUUCUGAAAAGAACGGUAAUGUUUAUUCGGAAGCUAAUUCAGAAAAGUCUAGUCCUAGUAAUAGAGAGAGAAUCACUCCAGAUAAGUUACCAGACGAGUUAGGGUUAAAAGAAAUGGGUAUUGAUGUACAUAAUUGGAUCGACAAAGAAAUGGAAGAUUUAGAGCGCGAGCAAAGUGCCAUAGAUGAACAAGCGGCUGUUUUGGAAAAACAGUUACGUCUAGUUAUGGAAUCUCCAAAUAGCAAUGGUGAGGAGGAGGAAGCUCUAAUGGCCAAGUGGUUUAUGUUCGUCAAUAAGAAAAACGCUUUACUUAGAAGGCAAAUGCAACUUAACAUAUUGGAGAAGGAGGCCGAUCUAGAGACGAAAUACAAAAUGUUGAAUAAAGAAUUGCAAAAUAUCGCAUCGAUAGAAGACUGGCGGAAAACGGAGGAGCAGAGAAACCGCGAGCAAAUGUUGUUGGACGAACUUGUGCAAAUAGUUAAUAAGCGAGACGAGCUCGUUCAUCAUUUGGACAAUCAAGAAAAAGCAAUCGAGGAAGAUGAUUUAAUAGAGCAAGAUUUAUCACAGUUGGACUUGCAACCGAAGGAGAAAUGUGUAAUUCAGUAAAUCACUUGGUUAGUUUUGGCAAAUUAUUUUGUAAUUUUCGGCGAAAUUGCUUCAAAUUAAUUACGAUAUUGUAUAUGAAAUGGUGCUUUUAUGUGAUAUUUUAUUUAGAAUUAACGAGCAAUAGAAAUAAAGCUUCUCUGAUUUAACGAUACUUACAAAAUAAUUUGUUUAAUCUCGAAUACAGUUGUGUGUAAAUUAUUAAUUUAUUGCCUUAAUGAACCGGUUUUUAAUAAAAAGACAGUCUUGUUUUUUGAUAUGCUUCAAAAACUACAUGUACGAGUAUUAUUUAAGUCGUAUUAUUUAUUUAAUUGUAAAUGUAAGGAACACAUUCAUUAUGGAUUGGAUAAUCCGAAUUAAAUGAUCUAAAUGGGCUGUAAACUACGCCAUCCACGUGGUAGUGCAAUAUAUUAAGGGAAAUUUUUCUUUGCUACUUUCUAUUAGAAUUGAUCAUGGCUUGGUUGAAAAGUCAGUAUUUUGGUGGUCAUGCAUUCUAAUGUCUAUAUUUUCGAACUUGGUUGUAACAAUCGUUGGAUGUGAAUAGAUUACGCUAUGUAUACAUUUGUACGUAAUUACGUGAUUGUGUUUACCUAUCGUCCUACCAUUAGCUUAAAACUAGUGUUAGUGGUUGUAAAAUAACUUUUUUUAUUGAUGUAUAUUUAUUUGUAAGGUAACCGAUUAAGUUAAUGUAAAUAAACUUAAGAAGACUA